AUGUUUUCCAAGACCGCCGUCGCUCUCGCCCUUGUGACCGACUUCAACUACGCUGUCAAGGACGGCUACCUUGAAAACGACUUUGGCCACCAGGAAGCACGCGACGAAUACAACACCCAGGGUUCCUACUUCGUCGUCCCUCCCGACGGUCGUCUAACCGCCGUCGCUCUCGCCCUUGUGACCGUCGGCUGCUCUUCACAGCCUUCUUACGAUUACUCUCCUCCGGCAACUUAUGAUGACUUCAACUACGCUGUCAAGGACGGCUACCUUGAAAACGACUUUGGCCACCAGGAAGCACGCGACGAAUACAACACCCAGGGUUCCUACUUCGUCGUCCCUCCCGACGGUCGUCUGAGUAAUUACAGUAUACUACUUACUUUCGCCGUCGCCAAGGUGAGGGUCGGCUGGACAGUGGGAAUGGGAGUGGCUGAGGAGAGUUUACGAGAGUCACGCAGUAUAAAAGGCAACGGCUCGACGUCUGAUGCAUCUCAGUCGAUCAUCUAUCUUCAUCAUACCGCCGUCGCUCUCACUUGGCUUGUGGCCGUCGCUUUGGCUGCUCCUUCACAGCCUUCUUACGAUUACUCUCCUCCUGCAACUUAUGACUCUCCAGCUAAGUACGACUUCAACUACGCUGUCAAGGACGACUACUCCGGAAACGACUUCGGUCACCAGGAAGCACGCGACGGAUACAACACUCAGGGUUCCUACUUCGUCCUGCUUCCCGACGGUCGUCUGCAGAGGGUCACCUACACUGUCAACGGCGACUCUGGCUACGUGGCUGAGGUCAGCUACGAGGGUGAGGCCCAGUACCCCGAGUACCAUCCUGCUCCAGCCUACAAGCCUGCUCCUGCCUACAAGCCUGCCCCUGCCUACGAACCCGCUCCUACUUACGUUUAAAUAUGUACAA
This is a messenger RNA of Penaeus indicus, 907 nucleotides long. RefSeq lists its product as uncharacterized. Bases 1 to 897 code for a protein of 298 amino acids. The transcript has 8 exons. NCBI's taxonomy places the organism in Eukaryota, Metazoa, Arthropoda, Malacostraca, Decapoda, Penaeidae. The record is from RefSeq and is a predicted model, not a curated record. Gene Ontology annotation, cellular component: extracellular matrix.